Panicum hallii is the source of this 912-nucleotide messenger RNA. RefSeq names its product transcription repressor OFP1-like. Gene Ontology annotation, biological process: negative regulation of DNA-templated transcription. The coding region runs from base 1 to 912 and encodes 303 amino acids. NCBI's taxonomy places the organism in Eukaryota, Viridiplantae, Streptophyta, Magnoliopsida, Poales, Poaceae. The transcript has a single exon. The record is from RefSeq and is a predicted model, not a curated record.
AUGAGAUGGGGGAUCCGGAAGCAGCACGCGGCGUCGGCUGCGCAAGGCGUGCAGGGGGAUGAAGGCGAGCGAGGGAGCAAGCAGGGCAAGGGCAGGGCCUUCUCCUUCUCCCCUCUCUCGUGGCUCGCCAAGGUCACGGGGAAGGAGAAGCCUUUCGCGUCCGCGUCGUCUGCGUGCAAGAACGGCGCGGCCGCGGCCGGGGCUCCCCCGUUCCCGUCGUGCCUCCCCAAGCGCACCAGCCAGAGCCCAGCCAUGGCCGCGCCGGGCCGGCCCUACAGCCCGCCGCCGCGCCGCUCCCCGCCCGACGUCGUGCCGCAGCGGCUGUCGGUCGGGAACGACAAUGCCGACGACGCGGCCGCGCGCCAGCAGUGCCAGCACCUCCGCAGGCACUGCUCUCUCGGCGGGGACCGCGAGCUCCCGCCGCUGGGCCGCCUGAUCCCCUUCUCCCUCGCCGGCUCCCCCGCGCGCGCCGCGUCUGCCGCGGCGCCUUCAGACGCGACGGACGCCGCGGGGGCCGCGGGGGAGCCGGCGCGGGCGAGGCGACGCCGGCGGCGCCGUAGCAGCAGCCGGCGCCUCAGCGUGAGCGGCGGGCGGAGGUCGUCGUCGUCGUCCAUCUCCGGGCGGAUGCUGCCGCCGCGGGUGCGCGUGCGGUCGCCGCGUCGCGCGCCCGGGCUGGCGGAGAGCCUCGCGGUGGUGCGGCGGACGCGGGACCCGCAGCGCGCGUUCCGCGAGUCGAUGGUGGAGAUGAUCGCGAGCACGCGCGGAGGCGCGGGGGAGCUAGAGCGGCUGCUGGCGUGCUACCUGUCCCUGAACGCGGACGAGCACCACGACUGCAUCGUCAAGGUGUUCCGCCAGGUCUGGUUCGAGUACCUCAGCCUGCUGCCCCGCCCGGACGGGCGCCGGCGCUGCUGA